This is a messenger RNA of Vanessa atalanta (red admiral), 1559 nucleotides long. RefSeq lists its product as uncharacterized. Bases 57 to 1520 code for a protein of 487 amino acids. NCBI's taxonomy places the organism in Eukaryota, Metazoa, Arthropoda, Insecta, Lepidoptera, Nymphalidae. The record is from RefSeq and is a predicted model, not a curated record. Gene Ontology annotation, molecular function: nucleic acid binding. The transcript is spliced from 3 exons.
UGAUUCGUUUUGAUUACAUUGUUCACUUUCCGCAAUUACUACGUUUUUGAGGGUUUAUGAUGAAGAAAACUAUCAAAAGUAAUGUUCGGAAGUUGUUGCAUACUAUGAUAUGUAAAUACAAAGAAAAACAAGAGGAGAGAAACAUUGCUUUCAAGAAGAAACAAGAGUAUUUACAUGCGAUAUCGUCGUUUUUAGAAGGACUCGGGGAUGUCACGGGAGUCGAUAUUGUCAAAAACACUUUAAAAAAGUUAUGUGAGUUGGAGAAUAAAGAAAUUUUAUUGACCGUAAACCAAUACAUGGCAGAAAUUGCUUCUUACACUGAGGUAAGUGUGUCAACACUUAAUAGAAUCAAACAUGAGGGGUUAGUCAAUGAAGGUGUAUGGAAUACUCCAGGAAAAAAACGCCCUCACAAGAAAACUGUUUCAAACUUGGAUAGCUUUGACAUUCAUGCUAUACGAAACAAAAUCAAUGAAUUUUAUACCGUAAAAAAAGAAGUUCCAACAUUAAGGAGUCUCUUGACAGACUUACAAGAAUCCAUUGGUUUUUGUGGCUGUCGUGAAACACUGCGACAUAUAUUGCUUUCAAAUGGAUUUCAAUUCAAAAACAACAAAAAUGAACGCUCAUUGUUAAUUGAGCGUUAUGAUAUUGCUGCAUGGAGGCACAAGUUUCUCCGAACAAUUGCUACAAAAAGGGCAGAGGGUAAGCAAAUUGUAUACCUUGAUGAGACUUACAUUCAUAAAAACUAUAAACCCAAGAAAUCGUGGCAAGGUCCAUCUACGAGUGGUGUUGUGGAAAACAUAUCUUCAGGAAAGAGGUACAUUAUUGUGCAUGCUGGGCACGAAAAUGGGUUUGUACCUAAUGCGUUAUUGCUUUUUAGCACCAAAUCUAAGAGUGCUGACUAUCACCAUGAUAUGAAUAGUCAAAAUUUUAACAAAUGGUUGACCGAGAAGCUUAUUCCGAAUUUGCACAAGCCCAGUGUAAUAAUCAUGGACAAUGCCAGUUACCACACUGUGCAGAAAAAUAAGACCCCGACAAUGACAAACCGCAAAGCCGAUAUUCAAAAGUGGCUUGAUGAAAAUAAUAUAGAGUAUGAAGAAUUUUUCUCAAAAGAGGAAUUGAUGUGUGUAGUAGAGAAGCAUAAACCAGACCCUAUAUAUGUGGCAGAUGACCUUCUCCAGCAGAAUGGCCAUGAAGUAUUAAGACUUCCUCCGUAUCAUUGCGACCUGAAUCCAAUAGAGUUGAUAUGGAGUUCAGCGAAACGACUAAUCGCAAAGAAAAAUAUUGGCUUAUCUGCAGCAGACACAGAAGAACUUAUUAAGGAGACAUUCGCGAACAUAACUGCCUCAGAUUGGAAAACAAUGACUAACCAUGUCAUUAAUGUAGAGGAUAAGUAUAGAGAAAGAGACAAUAAUGUCACAUUAAAAGAAUUCAUAAUAAAUGUUGGCAGUGAUAAUGAUACAAGUAGCUCAGAAGAAUCGUUAUAUGAAUUUUUAGAGUCUGAUUUUGAUUACUCUGAAUAAAUAAUAAUAAUAUUUUGUUUUUUAUUUAUUAAUAAUUGA